UCAAUUUAAAUUACUUGUUAGUGGAGCGAAAGCCGACAUUAUACCUGAAAGUGGAGGCUUGCGAUUGGUGGCCAGAUCAACCAAUGAGGGCCGGAGUCUGGGUACCGGUCGGGGCGCUCCGCCGCGCCGCGGCAGCGGGCGGGUCGAGUGCGGACCGAGCUCUCCGCGCCUCAGUUCCUUCACACACCUCGCUACGAAGUGACGUGAGCGCACAUUCGUGUUUUUGUUGUCCUCUAAUUUUGAAAAUUUUCGAACAGUUCCAAGUCUGUGGUAGUGAUAAUGCCGCGACCUUCCCGUGAAUCGUAUGGGGAUCAAAAGCCGCCCUACUCGUACAUUUCAUUGACGGCGAUGGCGAUAUGGAGUUCCCCGGAGCGCAUGCUGCCGCUCUCGGAGAUCUAUCGGUUCAUCACGGACCGCUUCCCAUACUACCGGCGCAACACGCAGCGCUGGCAGAACUCUCUGCGGCACAACCUCUCGUUCAACGACUGCUUCGUGAAGGUGCCGCGCCGCCCGGACCGGCCUGGCAAGGGCGCCUACUGGACAUUGCACCCGCAGGCCUUCGACAUGUUCGAAAACGGCUCGUUACUGAGGAGGCGCAAACGUUUUAAGUUGCAAAAAGGAGAGAAAGACAACCUUAACGCGGAGCUUGCUGCACUGGCCAGUUUUAAUCGUGCAUUUUUGGCUCGUCAAGCGGGUGCGCCACCGCCGCCGCCAGCUUUGCCGAGUGCUAGCCUCUACACUCCUCCUCUGUGUCCUCAACUCAGUCCAGAGCCAGCUGAAUUGCCGGAAGUAGCAACAGUGACGAUGUUACCUCCACAAAGGCCACGACGAGCGUUCACGAUAGACGCGUUGCUGGAACCGGAGCCGGCGCAGUCACCGCCACAGCUGGCGAUGCCACGUCUGGAGUUGGCGAUGCCGGCGCCGUACAUCCUGGCAGCGCAGCGCUACCACGCCGAGCUGCUGCAGGCAGCGGCGCACGCGCUGCGCCCCUGCUACCUGCCGCCGCCACCGCUGCCCGUCGCGUGACACACCGCUCACUCGACCUGCCACAACAUUUCGUGCAAUGCUAGAUUGUAAGUACUCGAGAUACGAACAAUUUUUGUGCAGAUUUCAAAGUGCUCGUCAAUAAAAAAUUCAAGUCAGAAACACACUUAAAUACUCAUAAUCCGUAUAUCUAUAAUUAAACACUAUGAUUCAUCUACUUAAGUAAAAUUUACCAAAUAAGUUACAUUUUGUGGCAUUUACUGAUAUACUUAUAAGUAUGUUUGUUAUAAAAAUAACCGUCGCUCACAUAAGGAGUCGCGCAGUAGUGAGGCCUAAAUGGUUGUAAUUGGCCGACCGAGCGCGGCGAGAAACCCGGCAACCGUGGCUAAACGAAUAACCCGAUUAAAAUAUCAGUUGUUAUUUUAGUGAUCUCACAUAUAUAAAUGUAGGUGUAUAAUUAGUUUAUGUAUACAUUAGAAUUAAGGAACACCUAUUUAUUUAAUCAGUAGGUAGGUAGAUUUGAAGUCUUUGAUGGUCCUGUUAUAAUACUGAUAUCCUAAACACAAUUUGACACUUCACAUGAAGUUCUCAAGUAAGUACAAUGUUUGCAUCGAACAGUUUUAUAGUCAUCAUCUGGA
Messenger RNA from Cydia amplana, 1622 nucleotides. Its product is annotated as fork head domain-containing protein FD4-like. Gene Ontology annotation, molecular function: RNA polymerase II cis-regulatory region sequence-specific DNA binding; DNA-binding transcription factor activity, RNA polymerase II-specific. Gene Ontology annotation, biological process: regulation of transcription by RNA polymerase II; anatomical structure morphogenesis; cell differentiation. Lineage: Eukaryota; Metazoa; Arthropoda; Insecta; Lepidoptera; Tortricidae. The transcript has a single exon. The coding region runs from base 280 to 1026 and encodes 248 amino acids. The record is from RefSeq and is a predicted model, not a curated record.